UUUAUUUGUACAGAGAAAGGUUUAUUUUUCAAUAAAGAAAGGUUCUAUUUUCUGGUAGCUGGUGAGGAUGAAACAAGUGACGUGCCAAGCGGUGCCAGUGAGGUGGGCAUCAGCAGGAUGUGACGCCCCUGUGCAUCUCCCCCCAUCACUUCCCACCCCCAAGAAAUGUCCCCCAUCCUCAGGUCCUUCUCCUGGCAUCGAGUUGGGGUUGGGUUCCCACUACCCACAGCACCCUUCACCCCAGAGUACAGCACCCUGUGCCACCCAAGUGGGGACCCUCACCAAAACUCACACCAGUGUCAGACCAUAUGUGCCAUAGGCACUGAUUAGGUGCCAACACCUCCACAUCUCCCAGCAGCAUCUGCUGAGCAGUGAAGGGACUGCUCCUCCAAGUGCUCAGGUGACGGAGAUGGCACUGAGGGGUGGUGAGCCCAGCUGUUCCUGCCUGUCUCCCUUCUCUGGGCGUGGGGGUGCCGGAAGCAGGGGGGCCAGAGUGGGUAUCCGGAGCCGGCAGCCUUCCCCCCAGCACCUGGCACCAUCCAUCUCUGCGGCCGGACAUCCGCUCAGGCAGGCCAAGCAGGGAGGUGGUGAGGAGCUGGCACGGCACGAAGGCACCGCGGGCACCGCAUGGGGGACAUGGCAGUGCUGCUGGCCUUGUUUGGGGCACUGGUGCUGUCGGGUGGGCUCUGCAUUAACCAGGAGGAGCGGCUCAUCCAUUACCUCUUUGAGGAGAGAGGCUACAACAAGGAGGUGCGCCCCGUUGCCUCUGCCGAUGAGGUUGUGGAUGUCUACCUGGCCCUCACCCUCUCCAACCUCAUCUCGCUGAAAGAGGUGGACGAGACACUCACCACCAACGUAUGGGUCGAACAAAGCUGGACUGAUUACCGCCUGCAGUGGAACACAUCUGAAUUCGGGGGUGUCAACGUGCUCCGCCUGCUGCCAGAGAUGCUGUGGCUGCCUGAGAUAGUCCUGGAGAACAACAAUGACGGGCUCUUUGAAGUCGCCUACUACUGCAAUGUGCUGGUCUACAACACUGGCUAUGUCUACUGGCUGCCCCCCGCCAUCUUCCGCAGUGCCUGCCCCAUCAACGUCAACUUCUUCCCCUUUGAUUGGCAGAAUUGCUCCCUCAAAUUCAGCUCACUGGCAUACAAUGCACAGGAGAUCAGCAUGCACCUGAAGGAGGAGAGUGACCCAGAGACUGAAAAGUAUUACCGGGUGGAGUGGAUCAUCAUCGACCCCGAAGGCUUCACGGAAAAUGGCGAAUGGGAAAUCAUCCACCGCCCGGCUCGCAAGAACAUUCACCCCAGCUACCCCACUGAGAGCAGCGAGCACCAGGACAUCACCUUCUACCUCAUCAUCAAGCGCAAGCCACUCUUCUACGUCAUCAACAUCGUCACACCCUGUGUCCUCAUUGCCUUCAUGGCCAUUCUUGUCUUCUACCUGCCUGCUGACAGUGGUGAGAAGAUGACUCUGGUGAUCUCGGUUCUCCUGGCCCAGUCUGUCUUCCUUCUGCUGAUCUCCCAGCGCCUGCCUGCCACCUCCCACGCCAUCCCCCUCAUUGGCAAGUACCUUCUGUUCAUCAUGCUGCUGGUGACGGCCGUGGUGGUGAUCUGCGUCGUGGUCCUCAACUUCCAUUUCCGCACUCCCAGCACUCACAUCAUGUCCGAUUGGGUCAAAGAGGUGUUCCUGGAGAUCCUGCCUCGCUUGCUGCACAUGUCACACCCAGCUGAGAGCCCAGCAGGUGCCCCGUGCAUCCGGCGCUGCAGCUCGGCUGGGUACAUCGCCAAGGCAGAGGAGUACUACAGCGUCAAGUCCCGCAGCGAGCUCAUGUUUGAGAAGCAGUCGGAGAGGCACGGGCUGUCCAGCCGUGUCACCCCUGCCCGCUUUGCACCAGCAGCCACAAGCGAGGAGCAGCUCUAUGAUCACCUGAAACCCACCCUAGAUGAGGCCAAUUUCAUUGUCAAGCAUAUGCGGGAGAAAAACAGCUACAAUGAGGAGAAGGACAACUGGAACCGUGUGGCACGCACCCUGGACCGCCUCUGCCUGUUCCUCAUCACCCCCAUGCUGGUGGUGGGCACUCUCUGGAUCUUCCUCAUGGGCAUCUACAACCACCCACCACCACUGCCCUUCUCUGGAGACCCCUUUGACUACCGGGAGGAGAACAAGCGCUACAUAUAGGGCAGCCCUGAGA
Molecule: messenger RNA, 2191 nt
Organism: Phasianus colchicus (ring-necked pheasant)
Lineage: Eukaryota; Metazoa; Chordata; Aves; Galliformes; Phasianidae
Gene: CHRND
Product: cholinergic receptor nicotinic delta subunit
Biological process (GO): monoatomic ion transmembrane transport
Cellular component (GO): postsynaptic membrane
Molecular function (GO): transmembrane signaling receptor activity; acetylcholine-gated monoatomic cation-selective channel activity
Source: RefSeq, a predicted model, not a curated record